CCAGCCUCUCUGUGCUCAGCUACUGGCGGCACUCCACCCAUCCGCAUUGAGUCUUCCUCCUCCCAUGUGGCCGAGGGACAAACCCUGGAUCUAAACUGUGUGGUGCCUGGACAGGCCCAAGUGACAUGGCGCAAGCGUGGAGGCAGCCUUCCUACCCGACACCAGACCCACGGCCCCCUGCUGAGACUACACCAAGUAUCCCCUGCUGACUCGGGCGAGUACGUGUGCCAUGUGGUCCUUGGCUCUGAACACAUAGAGACCUCUGUCCUGGUCACCAUUGAACCUUCUGGCUCCAUCCCUGCCCCAGGACCCAUCCCACCUGUCAGAAUUGAGUCUUCAUCCUCCACGGUGGCUGAAGGGCAGACACUGGAUCUCAACUGCAUGGUGGCAGGGCAGGCCCACUCACAGGUCACAUGGUAUAAGCGUGGUGGCAGUCUUCCCGCCCGGCACCAGGUACUUGGCUCCUGGCAUCCAUCAGGGGCCAUGGGUG
Messenger RNA from Nannospalax galili (Upper Galilee mountains blind mole rat), 490 nucleotides. Its product is annotated as basement membrane-specific heparan sulfate proteoglycan core protein-like. The record is from RefSeq and is a predicted model, not a curated record. The transcript is spliced from 3 exons. The annotation marks the transcript as partial. Lineage: Eukaryota; Metazoa; Chordata; Mammalia; Rodentia; Spalacidae.